Messenger RNA from Dioscorea cayenensis subsp. rotundata (Guinea yam), 1807 nucleotides. RefSeq names its product AMSH-like ubiquitin thioesterase 3. The record is from RefSeq and is a predicted model, not a curated record. Lineage: Eukaryota; Viridiplantae; Streptophyta; Magnoliopsida; Dioscoreales; Dioscoreaceae. The transcript is spliced from 14 exons. The coding region runs from base 59 to 1600 and encodes 513 amino acids. Gene Ontology annotation, cellular component: endosome; membrane. Gene Ontology annotation, biological process: protein K63-linked deubiquitination; protein K48-linked deubiquitination. Gene Ontology annotation, molecular function: metal-dependent deubiquitinase activity; protein binding; K63-linked deubiquitinase activity.
CAACCGCAAGAGCGAGAGAGAGAAAGAGCGAGCACUUCGAAGCCGUGAAGAAGGAGCAAUGAUCUCGACGAUGGCGAGGGACGGAGCGAUGAGGCCUGGAGUGAGGGCGAUCGACCUCAACGCUUGUGCACCUCCCGUGGAGGUCGACAACCGGAUCCCUCUCCACCAUUACUAUCGCAUCGCCACCAAUCUAUUGAAGCAGGCUAAUAUUUAUCGCGAGGAGAGGAAUCUCAUUGAUCUAUAUAUCAUACUUCUCAGAUUUUCAAGUCUGAUGUGUGAAACAAUUCCUUCCCAUCGAGAUUACCAUGUCUUGCUUCCGAAAGAGAGAGCCACUUUUAGGAAGAAACUCUUAGAUGUUAUAGGUGAGCUAGAAACUCUGAAGCCAGAUGUCCAAAGACAAGUUGAUGAAGUUAAUCAAGGUCAUAUGUAUCAGUUGGACGACCAGGACAAUAGCUAUGGUUUUAAUUCUACCAGGAAGCAAGUCUCACCAAGUACUUACAUCGAGCAGCCAGCAUCCAGAAGUACAUCUCAAUCAGUACGGAAGUUCAAUAAUGAGCGGAAUCACAUUUUGCCAUCAGACAACUUGCAGAGCAGACAAACUCAGAAAUUAUCUGUCAUUGCUCAUCCGAAGGAGGAAACACUUUCUAGACACUCUUUAUUGGGCCCCAAUGGUCUCCGCAGCAACUGGACAGGACCUACAAGUGGCAUAAGGGUCCAAUACCCCAACGAUAUUGACUUGAGCCAAAUUGAAAUUUCAGGCUUGAAUCUGAAUGAGCAACAUGGUCCUCCUGCCGUGAAAGAAAGCAAGCAGGUUAUGUCCGACCUGGACUCUGUUCUCUCUCUUGAUGAUGGUAGAUGGUCUGCUUCUGUUGAUGAACCUUGUACCACUGAUACAAGGCAGCAAGAUUUUCUUCAGCUAAGUAUCAGACAGCCUUCUCCUCCUCCAGUCCUCGCUCAGAUACAAUCAGAGGUACAUUCAAUUCCUCCAUCAAGAGUUGCUGAUCCAAGACCAGGACCUCCAAAGGCUUCACAAGAGGGGCUUUCAACCAAUAAAACAUAUCAGAAUUUGCAUAUUCCGGUAAAUAUGAUGGAGUGUUUCUUAAGACUGGCAGAGAUGAACACUGCAAAGAAUUUAGAAACAUGUGGAGUUCUUGCGGGUUCCUUAAAAAAUAGGACGUUUUAUGUGACAACACUAAUAGUCCCAAAGCAGGAAUCAACAUCUGACUCAUGCCAAACAACUGAUGAAGAAGAAAUAUUUAAUGUUCAAGACAAGCGUUCACUUUUUCCUCUUGGGUGGAUCCAUACACACCCCACACAGACUUGCUUCAUGUCAUCCAUUGAUCUUCACACUCAUUAUUCAUAUCAGGUCAUGUUACCCGAAGCAAUUGCUAUCGUUAUGGCACCCACCGAUACAUCAAGAACACACGGAAUAUUCCACCUUUCUGACCCAAGCGGUGUUUCGGUGAUACGCAACUGCCAGGAACGAGGAUUCCACCCUCAUGAAGAACCUCUCGACGGCAACCCUAUUUAUGAGCACUGUUCUCAUGUUUUCUUAAACCCUAGCUUGAAAUUUGAUACCGUCGACCUCCGUAACUCAUAAACAAAGCUUGUCGAAAGCUUUGUUUCGGUAAUUUUCCAUGAAAUGAAUAUAUAUAUAUAUAUACACACCCAAUGGUUAGGUGAAUUUAUAAUGAGAUUUCUGUAUUUCUGCUACACUUUGAUUGGAGGCUGAUUUGCUCUGUUUUGCUUAAUGUAUAAAGUUCAUAUGUUCAUUGUCAAAAAAGAAAAAAACCAAUGUGUUUCAGAA